AUGAUGGAAAAAAAAAUAAAUGAAAGUAUAUGCUCAUCUGUUGGAAGUAGCAUAUUAUAUGAUAUGCUAUCAUGUGGAAAUGAAAAAAGUAAAAAGACGUUAGAUGAAAUAAAAGAAUUAAAAAAUAAAAAUAAAAAAAUUAUGAAAAAUGAGAUAAAAGAAUAUGAAAUAGUUAAUAAAUUAAUAAAUGAAAGAAUAGAAACAAUGCCAAAUAUAUUAUAUAGUUUUAAUGAUUCUGUAAAAAAUAUUUUUAAUUUUAGUCAGAACAAUUUAUCAUUUUCUAAUAUAUAUGAUAAUGAAAGUUGUAAAAACGAUUUCAUAGAAUCUUCUGAAGGAGAUAGAACCACAUCUAUUCUAAAUUAUAAUAAUAAUAAUAUUGAAAAUUAUGAUUUAAACUCAAAAAAUAAUAAUAAAAAAAUAAUAAUAAAUAAUAGUUGUUUAUUAAGUGAUGAUAAAGAAGAUUGGGAAGGUAAGAAUACCAGUUUGUUUGCUGAAUUCGAAAGAAAACACAAUAAAUAUAAUGACCAUGACGAAAAGAUGAAGAAUAUAGAUCUUGAUAAUAUGUGUAACAUAAAUAAUUCUAUUAUAAAUAUAUCAGAAUUAAAAAAUAAAAUUGAAAAGGAAAAAUUGCCAUUUUCUUUUGAUAAUAAAUAUAAUAUAAAAUCUGAAACAUCAAAUAUGAGUUCCGAAAAUUUAAUUUCUGUAUCAAAAAGUGAUAGAAAUGGGCUAGAGCAAAGCGAGAAACGUGCAAGUGAAAUAGCCAGCGGUGCAAACAAUGUCAACGGUGUAAACGGUGCAAAUGAUGCAAACAAUGUAAAUGGUGUAAACGGUGUAAACGGUGUAAACGGUGUAAACGGUGCAAAUGGUGUAAACGAGUCUACGUGUUCAUUUUUUGAAAAUACGCAAAAUGCACUACUAAGUGAUGUAAAAAGAGACAAAAGCAAUUUGAAUAAAUCUAAUGAGCAAAACAAAUUCUCUUUUUGCAGUGACACAAAUAAUAAUAAUAUAAUAGGAUAUGAUGGAAGAAUAUAUUCUCAGUAUUUUGCUAAAUGUGAAGAUGAGCAAAGCGAAGAAAAUGGGCAAGCAAUAGCAAAAACAGACAAUAUAUCUACUAAUAUAAUGAAUGAAAAUGUAGUAAAAUUUAAUAACAUAUCAAAUAAAAAUUUAGAAAAUAAAAAUUUAGAAAAUGAAAAUUAUACAAUAGUAGAUAGAUGUUCAUAUAUCACACAAAAAUUAAAUAAUCCCAAAAAGAUUGUUUUAAAUAUUUCAAAAUUAUACAUUGGAAAUGAUGAAAAUAGUGUGGAAAAUUUACAUUUUUGGGAUGAAAAAAUAAAAAAUUAUAAAAAAGUGUAUGCAUGCUUUUCCAUUCCCAUUGGGUACGAAAAUGGGGCGAUUGAGGAAAAGGGAAACCGGGGCUUCAGCUUAACUUCUGACGUUUUCAGAGAAAAAAAUGAAAAAGGUGAAAAAGGUGAAAAUGGAAAAAAAACUGAACAUUUUGAAAUUUCUGAACAUUUUGAACAAGCUAAAUAUAGACAUUUUAGCGAAAUUCAUAAAAAUAAAAAAUGUAUAAAAAAAGGAAACAUAAUUUAUCAUAGUUUUUAUAUUGAAAGUAAAAAGAUAAAUAAAGGUUGUAUAGAUUUUUUUUAUGAAAUAUAUUUCAACGUUGAUAAAGAAAUUUUGAAAAACAUAGAGUAUGGUUCCGUUUUGGUUUGUGGUAACACAUACGAAUCGAUGUUAAGUGAAAAAAAUAAAAAUGUAAAUUUAUUUGAAUAUCCAUUUUUUUUACCAAAUAAUUGUGAAAUUCUAGGUUUUUCUAAAAUACCAGUGACACAUAUUUUGAAUUCAAAAAUCAGGAUUAAAGAGAUGAGGGUGGAUAAUUCCGAUUUCGAAAAUGUUAAUAAAAAAUACGUCUUUUUAUUUUACACAUAUUUAAGCAUGUUUGAAAUAGAAAAUGGCACAAGAAAUGGCGCAAAAACUGGCGCAAAAACUGGCACAAAAAAUGGCAUAAAAAAUCAUGCACAAAAUGAUGCACAAAAUGAUAUGCAAAAUAAUUUGGACAGUUUCAUUUUUGAAAAAAACGAAAACAAAGACGCUUUUGCCAACGAUGCAAAUAAAGAAUGUUCUAAAUCAGAUAAUGAUAAGAAUGCAAAUGAUAAGAAUGCAAAUGAUAAGAAUGCAAAUGAUAAGAAUGCAAAUGAUAAGAAUGCAAAUGAUAAUAAAUUAAACAUCUCAAACAUAAAUAAUAAAUAUGAGGAAACAAAUAAGCAAUCAGGAAAAUGUAGCAACAGCUUCUCAAAUUUAAUAAAAGAAAAGGAAAAGGAAAGUUAUAAUAUAAUCGAAAAAAAAGAAAUGAAUGUAGAUAAUGAUGUGAAGGAAGAUGAAGAGAUAUUAUACAUAUAUAUCGAUAAGAUUAUAAAUUUGUCUAAUUGCUCAUAUGGUAAUAUCUCUAUUUGUAUUCGUUUAUAUAAAGAUGAAAAAUAUUUUUAUAAAAAUUUUAGUAUAGAUACUGAAAAAAAAAUGUGUAUAUUAUUAUUUUCAAAAAGAAAACUUAUGAAUAUUUCUCAAAUUAUUUUUGAAAUAUGGAAUAAUUUAUCAAAUAAAGAAAAAAAUAUUUUAGAACCCGAAGAGAUCGAAGGGGAAUGUUUAGGAAUCAUUAAAGCAGAUGUUACAGAUUUAAAAAAUAAUAAAAAUAUAAAAUAUAUCGAAAAAAAUAUCGAGCUUAGUUACACAUUUUAUAAUGAUGAUAUAAAUUUUUUGUUUAGAAUACUUAUGGUUAAGGGAUUAGAAAAUAUGUAUCAAAAUGUUAUGAAUUUUUGUAUAAAUUAUUUUAAAAAUAAUUAUAUAAAUGUAGAUAAUGAUAAAACGAAUAAUUUGAUUCAACCAAAACCACAAGAGUAUCCAACCCCCCAAGAGUAUCCAACCCCCCAAGAGUAUCCAACCCCCCAAGAGUAUCCAACCCCCCAAGAGUAUCCAACCCCCCAAGAGUAUCCAACCCCCCAAGAGUAUCCAUUUUGCAUGAAUAAAGAUUCCGAAAAUUUGGAAAAAAUAAACAAUGUAAACAAUAUAGAUAAUGUAAACAAUUUUGAUAUUUAUGAAAUAUAUAGAGAAAUUCUUAAAAAGGAUAUACGAGCGAAUAACAUAAUUGACAACAUUUUAAACAAAAAUAAAGCUUUAGUAAAUAAAAAAAAAGAAUCUGAAUUUGGUUUUCCUUUGAAUGAUAAUGGAAAAAUAGAUGGCACAUCGGCUGAUAGUAAAGAUAUAGACUAUUUUUCUAAUUUAAAAAAUGAAAAAAUGGUAAUUGAUAAGGAUGGAAAUGGACAAAAUAUAUAUAUAAAUAAAAUAUGUCUUAAAAAUGAACUUUAUCUUUUUGGAAUGAGCGAAGAAAUUGUUAAUAUGAUAAUGGAAGAUAUAGAAAAUAAUAAUUAUUUUAUUAAUGAAAAUGAUUCAAAAUAUAUAUUAAAAAAUAAUUUUGAUGAAUAUAUAUAUAAAAUACAUAAUAAAUGGGAAAAAUUAUCAAAUAAAUUAUUUUUAAAAAAUAAUAAAAAUAUGAUGUUAAAUGAUGUGUGUGAAUAUUUAGACAGUUUGUAUAUUGGUGAUGAUAAUUAUUUAUCUAAAGAAGAUUUUUUUUUAUUUUUUGAACAAGUUGGUAUAACUUUUGUAGACAUGUUGAUAUUUGAAGAAUUAUGUUUAUUUUUUUUUGAUAAAAAAAAAAAAAAAAUAAAUUUUUCUCUUUUUUCUUUAUUAAUUAUAAAAAAGGGAAUAAUUGAAACCAAAAAUUUAUUAUAUGGUUAUAAUACAUUAGUUAAUUUUUUUGAUUUUUUAAAAAUUAAUAAUAUAACUAUAGAAUAUUUAGAAAAUGAAAUAUUUAAAACAAUGUUACAAAAUAAUUAUUAUUCUGAACGAAUCAGAAAAUAUGUGUUAACAAAAAUUAUGACUAUAUCACCUAAUAUUGAAAAUAAAAAUUCAAAUGAAAUCUUAUCAAUAUUUUUAAAAAAUAAUGAUAAUAUAUGUUCAUGUACAUCUUUACGUUUUUUACAUUCUAUUCAAUUUAUUUUAAAUAAAUAUAAUAAUCAAAAUUUUUCAUCAUUUGAAUUAUUUUUUCUUGUUAAAUAUAUUAUACACAAUCAAUAUAAAUAUAUAUUACCUGAUAUGCAUGUAUUUAUAAAUGAAAUAAAAGGCAUUGAAAAGGUAAAUAUUACAUUUUUCCUGUGUCUUUAUUAUAUAUAUACAUAUCAAAGUAUAGAUGUAGAACCCGAAUCUUUAACUGAGUCUCCUAGAUGUCAUCAUAAUAAUUAUCAUCAUCAAAAUGGAAAUUAUAUAUCUGACUCAGAAAUAAACAAACAGAUUGAUUUUUGGAAACAAGAACGGAUUUUGUUUCCCGGCAAGGAGAGCACUCCAGAUGCUGAUCGUGCAAAUGAAACUGAAAAUGGAAACAAUUUAGGAAACAAUUUAGGAAACAAUUUAGAAAAUACAAGUCAGCAUGCGGCCUUGACCAUGUCGAUGUUAGAAAGCAAACAAAGCGAUUAUAAAAGAGAUAGAGAAUAUUGUUCUAUUUUAAAUAAAAAUGAUUUACAUUGCAAACUGAUAGAUGACUCACCAAAAAGGGAGUUGAAAAAAGAAAAGGGAAAAGAUUCUGAAAAAAUGUGCAGAAUACAUAACAUUGGAUUUGUAAGCAGUGGUGGCGAGUAUAACACUAAAGAUGUAGAUGCAGAUCAGAAGUGGAAAGAUGUAGAUGCAGAUCAGAAGUGGAAAGAUGUAGAUGCAACUCAGAAGUGGAAAGAUGUAGAUGCAACUCAGAAGUGGAAAGAUGCAGAUGCAUAUCAGAAGUGGACAGAUGCUGACGAAGAAUCAAAUAUAAUGCAAGUCUAUAAAGGAGAGUUUGUUAGAACCACAAAAAAUAUCACUACUCAAAAUGUAACUUCCCAAAGUGUAAUCGAAAAAAUGGGCAAUAGAAAAGACAUAAAAAAUGGGAAAAAAAAUUGUUUGGUAAUUUUAUAUAGUAGAAUAGUGAGUGAAAUUAUUAGUGUUGAAUAUGUGGCAAAAUGUUUGCAAAUUUAUUAUGAACAAAGCAAUAAAAAUGAAAUAAAAAAAAAUUUUGAUAUAUUGCAUCUACUAGAUAAACUUGGAAUAUAUACAUCAAUAGAUAUUGGAAUAAAUUUAUUAAAAUGGUAUGAAGACGAAAUUCAUAUUUUUGAAAAUAAAAACAAUUUUUUUAAUAGAUUUAAAAAAAUAAAUAAUUCAGUUUCAAUAAAAGAUUAUAGUAUGAACAAACAUAUAAACAUUAUAAAUAAAAUAAUAAUUAAAUAUUCUGAAAAUCAUAAUAUUGUAGGAAAUAUAUUAUCAGGAUCAGUAUUGGAAAAUUUUUUUAAUGUUUUAAAAGAAAAAAAUAUAAAUAUCCAAAUUUUUUCAAAAAAUCCGAUUUUUUCUUAUACAGAUUUUUAUAAACAAAUAAAAAAGUUAAAUUUAGAUUUCUCUAAAAAUUAUAUACCUCUAUUAUUUUGCAAUUUAUUGUCAUAUGAUCUGUCUACAUUUUAUAGUAUUCAUAAUAAACUUAUUUUUUUUGAUUCUAUACAACAUAAAUGGAAUUAUUGGAAUAAAAUUAAUUUUGAAUUUUCCUAUGUCAUUGAUAAUAAUUUAUUUGAUAAAUUAAAUUGUGAUACAAAAAAUAAUUUUGAUGGAAUUCUUCAAAAUGUGAAACACAAACGAAAGGAAUUAAUCAUGCAUUGUGAAGAGGAAAAGGAAGAAGAAAUGGAAAAAGAAAUGGAAAAAGAAAUGGUGGAAGAAAUGGUGGAAGAAAGAGAGAAAGAUUGUCAUAUUUAUUUUUAUAAAAAUCAGAAAAAACGGUCUACAAGUGUUGUAAAAAAAAUUAUAAAAUAUGAUUAUUUUUUUCUUCCUUUAUAUAGUAUUUUCUUUUAUUUUUCGAAUGAUACAUAUUUAUUUGGAGAAGAAUUAAUAAAAAUAUUUUUUUUGAAAAUUUUUCAAUUUGAUAUUAGAUACAUAAAUAUAAAUGAAUACAGAAAUAAAUAUUACACAUUUUAUGAAUUUUUAGAACUCUUAAAAGAAGCAAAUUUAUUAUCUAAUUAUCAUCAAAAUGAUGAUAUUUUUUUUAGAACCGAUUUUUUAAAACUUAUUAUUUUAGUGAAUCGUAUGUGUUCAAAUAAAAAGAAAAAAAAUUUAAUAAAAAAUGUUAAGACAGAUUAUGAAUCAAAAGAAAAUGAUAUAAAUUUUGAUGAAAUAAUAGAAAAAAAUAUAAAUAAAUUUUCUUCAAAUUUUAAAAAAAGUUUAAAUGCGAUAAAAAAAAAUAUAUAUAAAUUAAAAAAAGAUUUUCCUGAUAAUUCUACAUCUUUAUUUGAUGCAUACAAUGAAAUAUUUGAUACAUGCCGAGCAAUUAAAACAAAUACAAAUUAUAAAAAUGAAGAUAGUGAUUCUAGUAUCAUUUUAACGAAUAAUAAACAAGAUAUUUUAGAAAAUAGAAAUAAAUUAUUGUUAAAUUAUUUUAUAAAAAGCAAAUAUAUAAUUAAACAUAUUAGAGAAUAUUUUUAUUUAUUUGUUUUGUGUGAUAAAAUAAUGAGUUAUAAUAAAAUGGGAAAUAAAAAUUUAAUAAAACUUUCUUUUAACAAUUCUGAUUUUUUAUUUUAUCAAAAAAAGUUGAAAUCGUAUCAGUUAGAAAAAAUGAAAACUAAAAUGUAUCCAAAAACAAUGAAACAAAUAAAUAAAUUGGAUAAUAAAAAAAUGGAAAAUUAUAAAAAUUAUGAGAAUCGUUAUAGCAAUAUAAAAAUAACUGACUUUCCAUUUUUAUAUGAAGAAAUUUUUAUAUGUCAUAAAGAAAAACAAUUUGAAAAAAAAGAAUAUGCAUAUAUGGUAUAUCCAUAUAUAUUACUAUUUUGUGAUUUUUUAAAAAGAAUUAUAAGUAUAUAUAAAAAAAAAAAUGUGUAUUCAAAUUAUAUACGUAAGUUAUUCCAUUUUAAUAAUUAUGACAAGCCAAAUAAAAAAUUUUAUUUUAUGCAUAAUGUCGAAAAUAUUAUGACCAGGUCAGGUAGUUUUGAUUUAAAAGAAUGGAAUAAAAUUUAUACUAUAUUUGAAAUGUUAGACAUAAAAAUUGAUGAAUUUUUUUUAAAUUUGUCCAAAAUAUUAGAACAAAACAAAUAUAUAAUUACACUUUUCAAUGAUAUAGUUAUAUUUAAUUAUUCUGAAAGUACAUUAUUUGAUAUCAUAUCAUUUUGUAGUAAUAAUAAAUCACAUGAUGGAAUAAAUUUGCAUGAACAUGUUAAUAAUGAACUAGCCAUUGAGUUUGAAAAUAAUGAAAAUCAUAUUUCAUUAAAAAAUCAAAAAAAAAAAAAAAAAAUGGAUAUAUUUAUUAAAAAUACAAUGUAUUAUAUGUCUUUUAACAAAUUAAUAUUAAAUGAUUUAGAUAAAAAUGACCAAGAAUAUAUGCAUAGACAUAUUAUCAAGAAUAAAAAUUAUGUAAAUUAUAUGACACACAUGUAUAUAAGAAUGUUAUUUAAUGAAUGUAUAUCAUCUGGGUUAAAUAUAAAUAAAUUAUUUCAAAAUAUAAAAACACGAAAUUCUUUUAUAAAUAUUUUAUCUAAACAUUUUAAUCAUAUAUUUUCAGAAUUUGAUAUAGAUAUAUUUACAAAAAAAUAUUCAUAUGUUUUUGAUAUGACUUCUAUUCAUUUAAGUUUGUAUAAUAAUUUUAUUUUUUACAAAGAUUUCUUAAAAGACAUGUACAAGCAAGGUGAUUAUUACACUAACUAUUUGAAAAAUAAAUUAUUAAAUUUUUUUCUAAAAAAUAAACAUAUUUUUUCCUUGAAAAGAUAUAAAGGUGUAGAAAUAAGAGAAGAAAAUGAAAUUUCUAACAAUGACAAUAUUAUUAAAAUAAGGAAAGAAGAAGAAGAAGAUUAUUUAAUACCUAGUAUUGAUUUAAAAAAUAUAUUAACAUGUCAUGGUAUAUUUUUAUCGUGGGCAGAAUUAUACGAUUUUUUUCAUCCUUUAAAUAAAUAUUGUGUUAUUCACGAAAAUGGAAAAAAAGAGAAGAAUAUAUCAAAUACAGAAAAUUAUAAAGAUAGUAUAGACAAUUUAAGAAAUGAUGAAAAUCUAAAUCCAUAUAUUUUAAAAGCAUAUAUAAAUUUUUCAAACUUGUUAAUAAUUGCUGAAAAAGCAUGUAUACAAAAAAUAAAAAUAGAAGAUUCUUUUCCAUCAAAUUGUAGUAACCAAUUAAUAAACAUAUACAAUGAUACUGAAGAAAAGGUGUUAACUAAUCAAAGUGUUUAUAGUAUAGAUGUAAAAAGGAAAGCUUUAGAAAAGAUAAAAGAUAAUAAUUUUCAAGACAAUGUAUUGGAUGGAGAUAUAUAUGUAGAUGUAGAAAAUGACGAAAAAGAGGUAACCAUUUCAAAUGACGAAAAAGAGGUAAACAUUUCAAAUGACAAAUUGAAUAUAAAAAAGGAAAAUAAAAAAAGGAAAAGCAUCAAAAUAAAAUAUGAUAAAAAAAAUGAAAAUCGAAAUAAAAUGGUAAUGUAUAAAAAAGAAGAUGUUUUAAAAAUCAAAAAAAAAUUUACAUCUAUAGAAUAUAAUAUUAUGAACUCAGAAAAUAAUGGUUAUUAUUAUAAUGUUAGUUUUAAUGUGUUAACUUUAGAAAAAUUAUUAUAUUUAUUAUUUAUAAAAGUUAGUAAUUUGUUAAUAAAAAAAAAUUUAAAAUAUGAACAAAUAUAUUUUGGUAUAAAAAAUAUAAAAGAAAAAGAUAUAAAAAAAAAAGAAAUAAAAAAUGCAUGUUUAUUAUUAUUAAAUUUGAAUGAUGAAGAAUUGGAAAAUGUUAUUCCUGAUGAUUUUAUAAUUUGGGAACAUGAUUUCAAGAAAGGUGUGUAUAUAAAUAUUAAUAUAUUGAAAGAAGAAUAUAAUAAUUUAUUUUCAAAAUUUUACAAAAAAAAAAAUAAAUCGAAAAUCCAUGUUAAUGAAUUUAUUUCAUUUUUUGAAAAAAAAAGCAUAGAUGUUAAAUUUUCGAAUUAUAAUCUUUUUUAUAAUUUUUCUUAUGAAUGGAUAAAUUUUAUGAACAUUAAAAAUGAGUAUAUAAAAAGAGCAGAUUGUGAGGAAUUAAUAAUGCGAUUUGAAAAGGUUGAACAGGUUGAAAAGGUUGAACAGGUUGAAAAGGUUGAACAGGUUGAACAGGUUGAACAGGUUGAAAAAAAAGAAUCAAGCAUUUUGGAUACUGAGUUAGACAGCCCUUCUAUUAUUAGCAAGAUUAAUAAAAAGGUUUCAAAAGAAAAAAUAAUUGAAAAAUUUGAAAAAAAUACAAAAGAAAUAAAAUGGAAAAAAAUAUUAACCCCGAUAUUUGAAGCGAACAUAUUUUAUUCACAUACAUUUAGGAUAAUACUCCGAGAAUUUACAGGAAUCAAUAAAUUUGCAAAAAAUUUUGAUUUUGAGCAUGGCGAUUUGGUAAAUAGUAACGAUAACAUGGGGAAUGAUAACGAAAUAUGUAAUGACCAUUUCAAAUUGUCUUAUUUUUGCUAUUUUGGAAUGAACGAAAUAAUUAUUGACAAUUUAUUUAAUAAAAAUAAUUAUGAAAAAAAAAAUAAUGUUUUUUUUCUCAACUAUUUAUUUAAGCAUACAUUUUCAACAAUUAAUGAAAUGGAUAUAAUAAAUUUGUUCGAAAAAAAUAAAAAUAUAAUAAAAUUAAAAAUGUUAUAUAAAAAUAAAAUUAUAUCUGAAGCAACAUUACAUAUAUUAGAAAUAUUUUCUGUAAUAAAAAAUAAAAAUAAACAUGAAAAUAAAACUGUAUGCUUUAUAUAUAACAAUAAUAAUAAUAAUAAAAAUGACAAAGAUAUUUUAUUUCUAGAUAUAGAUAUAUACUAUCAAAAUAAAAUAAUCAAAUCUUCUUCAGAAUCUGUAAAAUUUGAUACACAUCAUGGAAAAAUUAAAAAAAAAUGUCAAAGCGGCCCAAUUGGUGUUGAAAAGGGAAAGGAAAAUGAAAAUGGAAAGGAAAAUGAAAAGGAAGAUGAAAAUGAAAAGGAAGAUGAAAAGGAAGAUGAAAAUGAAAAGGAAGAUGAAAAUGAAAAUGAAAAGGAAAAGGAAAAGGAAAAGGAAAUAAAUUCAGAUGAAGACAAAACGAAUGGCAUUUUUAAUUAUAGUUGGGAAUAUGUGUUAAUGAAAAAUGGGAAACGUAUCUCACCUUUAAGAAAUGCAAAUUUGGAAAAACACCAAAUUGAAAAAAAUGUGGGAAAUUCGGUAAAAUUAGAAAAAUAUCAAAAUGAUUCAAAAUGUCAAAAUUUUGCAAACAUAUCUAUUACAGAUAUUAUUAUACCAACAAAUUUUAUCAAAUUUGUAAAAAAUAAAUUUUAUGAGGAAAAAAAGGAAGGCGAAAAAAAGGAAGGCGAAAAAAAGGAUGAAGGAAAAAAGGAAGAUGUGUUCAUUUCUAUAUAUGUAGAAAUAUAUAAAAAAAAUGAAAAUGAAGAGUAUAAGCUUAUAUCUUCGUCAGCUCCAAGUAUUAUAAAUAAUUCUACAAUUUUCGAAAAAAAAAAUGAGAAAAAAAAAAAAAAAAAAAAAAAAAAUUGUGAAAUGGAAAAUAACAAUAAACAUAAUGUAAUAGAUAAAAUUAGCUGUUCUGAGAACGAUCUUAAAAAGACAGAAAAAGAUUUACCAUUUAGUAAAAAAGGAAAAAAAUUAAAAAUAAAUAUAAUAAAUGAAUAUUUAAAUAUAUGUAAUAUAAAAAUUAGACAUAAUGAAAUAUUUGAAACAUUUAAUUUAUAUAUCGAAGGUAAAAUUGUAAUAAGAGCUUUAGUAUCUUAUAGUUAUCAUUCGGAGGAUAUAUUAUUGGGUAAACAUUAUUUUAAAAUAAAAAAUAUAAUAAAUCAAAAUAAAGAUAUAUAUUACUGUGCUGAACGUUUAUUUUAUCCAAUUUUUGAAUCUAAUUUUAUAUCUAAUUUGGAUAAAAAAAAUAAAGGAAUUAAUAUAUUACAUAAUAAUAUAAUAAAUAACGAUUUGGCAAAUGAUCAAAAUAGUUGUAAUUGUAUAGAUGUAAAUAAAUGUAAAGAAAAUAAAGAUUUGGAAAUAUGUAAAUCAUGUUCAAAAAAUAUUAUAGGAUAUAUUUCAUAUCAAUAUGAAAUAGAUAAAAAUAAUAUAUUUAAAGAAAGAGAAAAAAUAUCAAAAAUAGUGAUUCCUAAUUUUGUGAAAAUAUAUUUUGUAAAUAAAAAUUAUGAAAAUAAUAAUUAUAAUGAUGAAAUAAAUGAUGAUCUUCUUAUAAACAGAAUUUAUGAAGUAAUGUUUAGUGAUAUAAUAAAAAAUGUAAAAUAUAAAAAAUUUGUGAAUUUAGAAAUAUUUUUAAAUGCUUUAAAGAAAUGUAAAUAUAGUAAUUAUAUAAAAUAUUUUGAAUUUUAUUUUUCUAAUUUUAUUAAUUAUAAUAAUUCAUUAUAUUUUUCUAUAAAAAGUAUAUUAUUAAUAUUAGCAAUUAAAGAGUUGUCUUAUAAUUUUGUUCAUUUUUUACAUAUUUUUUUUCAUGAAAUAAAUAAAUAUAUUUUUAAUGUUAGUGAAGUUGGAAUAGUUCAAUCUGCUUAUUUUAUAAAUUGUGUUUUAAUAUCUCAAAAUAAAGUUCUAAAAAAUAUAGAAUAUGAAAAUAAAAUAAACAAAAAACAAGAAAAAAAUGAAAAUGGGUGUGCAAAUAAAUAUGAUCAAAUAGUUGAAAAAUCUUUUUCGUCAGAUAUUUAUGUAGACAAUGAUUUGAGUUCCUCUUCAUUUGUGAAAAUAAAUCAACAGAAAAAAGAAAAAAUUGGGUUAAAUCAAAAUGAUUGGUCUAUCAUACAUAAUUGGACAAAAUGGCUAGUUCAAUAUGAACAAAAAAAAAAAAAAUUUUUUUUUUUUUAUCUUUUUUUAAAUGACAUUAUUUCAUUUUAUGAAGAAAAAAAGGAAAAAGAAAAGGUGAAAAAAAAGGGGGAAAAAAAGGAAAAGGGAAAAAAAGAAAAAAAGCAAAGACAUGCCUUUUCUUUGAUGUAUAAUAACUGUAUUGAUGUAAUUAAAAAAUCGCCUAUUUUCAAAAAAGAUGAUACUCCAAAAUUGGCUAGUCAAAAUAUAAUGAAUAAUAAAGAAGACGAUGUGGGAAAAAAAAACGAAAACAUUUUAAACGCAAAUGGAAAUAAUAAUAUAGUGGAAACACAGAUAGAGGAUGAAGCCAAGAUAAAAGACGAAGCCAAGAUAAAGGAUGAAGCCAAAAUAAAAGACGAAGCCAAGAUAAAAGACGAAGCCAAGAUAAAAGGCGAAGCCAAGAUAAAAGACGAAGCCAAGAUAAAAAGCGAAACAGAUAUAAAAAUGAAUGCAUAUAUUAAAGGGAGACACAAAAUAAAUAACUUAUUUUGUGAAAAAAAAACAGCUUUAUACAAAUAUAAUGAUAUAAAAAAUUAUGAUCGAAAUAAAUGGAACACUUUUAGGCAACAUCUUAAUAACAAACACUUGAUAAUAGACAAAACCAAAUGUAGGUUUGUGAAAAAUAUGAAUAAUGAGAAAGAUGGAAGAAAUGAGAGUGGUAAAUACAAAAUAUAUUUAAAAAUAAAAAGAAUUAAGUAUUCAUUUCCUCUUAUAAAUAACAAAAAGAUAAAUAUAUUUGUAUCAUUACAAAUUGUAUUAAAUAAUUACAAAUUAUUAAAAAAAAAUGGAGUGUUUCCAUAUAUAUUAAAUAAUGAUGAAAAUAAUUAUAUAAUAAAUAAAAUUCAAAAAAAAAGUUCUGUUUUUUUUUGUGACAAUUAUUUUUCUUUUAAAUAUUCUUCAAUAUUAUUAUUACCAAGUAUUAAUGAGCUUAGAUCAAUAUUUUCAAAAAAUAAUGAAGAAACUUAUUUAUAUGAUUUAAAAUUCUAUUUAAACAAUUUUUCUGUACAAAUAUGUUUUUAUAAAGCUGAUGAAAAUGCAUCUAACGUUUUGAAUUUUGACAUUCCUGACAAUGAUAAUAAUUUAGUUCAAAAUCAUCUUUACAAUGCAAGUAAAUAUUUAAAAAACAAACAAAAUAAAAUCGACUUAAUAAAUAAUCAAGUUAAUCAAUUAGGAAAAUACAAAAAUGUUUUAGAAUAUACAUAUGAACAGAUUGGUUCAAAUAAGGAACAUCUUUUAAUUGCAAAAUCAAUUAUUCCACUAUCUAUUCUUUUAAAAAAAAAAAAAACAAAAAUUCAUGUUCCUUUAAUUUUUUCACCAUUUAUUACAACAUAUGUUAAUAAAAACGAAAUCGAAGUCAUUUUAAAAUAUGAAAAAGAAAAUGAAAAAGAAAAUGAAAAAGAAAAUGAUGAAAAGGAACAUGAUGAAAAGGAACAUGAUGAAAAAGAAUAUUUGUCACAUUUUAAUAGUACAGACAAUUAUUUAAGAAAUUAUCAUAACUUAUCUAGUUCGUUAAAUACAAUACAAAAAAUGGAUACCAAUAAUUUUUGUGAUAUUCCUUACAUACCCAAGCUUAAAAAAACAAAACUAAAUUUGACUAAAGAUAGAAAAUUUCCUAUUUCUAAAAAUUAUGUAUAUGAUGAGCAUUCUAAUAUACAACUUAUGUUUGUUCCAAAAAUUCCACCUCCAAUUUCUUAA
Molecule: messenger RNA, 13542 nt
Organism: Plasmodium yoelii
Lineage: Eukaryota; Apicomplexa; Aconoidasida; Haemosporida; Plasmodiidae
Product: conserved Plasmodium protein, unknown function
Exons: 1
Coding region: 1-13542 (4513 amino acids)
Source: RefSeq, a predicted model, not a curated record